AUGCCAAGUCCAAAACCACUUGACACAGACACACACACCCUUGCCAACCUCCCCUUCCUUCAAAAACCAAGAACAGAGCCUGACAUAGAAGCAAACAUGGGAAGCAAGAGAAACUACGAAGAAGAAAGCAGGGUCUCGUUUUCCCAAGCCCAAACAGAGUUGUUACCCUUCAACGAGAACGACCCUCAGGACAUGGUCAUAUACCAAGUGCUCAACGAGGCCAAUGCUCUCUCUAACACGUUCCUCCCUCACCCAAGGCUCCACCAACCCCAAUUGGGCCUCGACCCCACCAGAAACAUCGCCAAAAAACACUACAGAGGAGUUCGCCGCCGACCCUGGGGGAAAUACGCCGCUGAGAUUCGAGACUCCGCGCGCCACGGAGCCAGAAUUUGGCUCGGCACAUUCCAGACCGCCGAAGAAGCCGCCAUGGCUUACGACCGCGCCGCGUUCAAGAUGAGAGGCGCCAAGGCUUUGCUGAAUUUCCCAGCCGAAAUUGUAGCUGCAGCCACAGAGUUAUCUUUCAAUAAUCAUCAUCAUAAUAAUAAUAACAAUAAUAAUAAUUACGAUGCUGUUUCUGAUUCUAGUGCAGGGAGUUCUUGCACCACCAAUAAUUCCACUCAGGUAAACGGGUCCCGGACAGAAAGCACUAGUAGCACGAGUUAG
This is a messenger RNA of Sphenostylis stenocarpa, 663 nucleotides long. Lineage: Eukaryota; Viridiplantae; Streptophyta; Magnoliopsida; Fabales; Fabaceae. The record is from the annotation of a GenBank genome assembly.